This is a messenger RNA of Halichondria panicea, 2986 nucleotides long. RefSeq lists its product as uncharacterized. Bases 792 to 2657 code for a protein of 621 amino acids. Lineage: Eukaryota; Metazoa; Porifera; Demospongiae; Suberitida; Halichondriidae. The transcript has 5 exons. The record is from RefSeq and is a predicted model, not a curated record. Gene Ontology annotation, cellular component: neuron projection.
AAGCCCAAUUGCUCCUAUAAAUUUUUUUUUCUAUAAUUUUUUUUUUUUUGUCGUACCUCCUCUGGUUUGUACCCAGAGGAGGUACAACACGUGUGUAUAGGACCACUAAAAAGGAACGGCACUAAACAGAAACAACCGGAAAUGAAGCCAAUAAAUGGGCGUGGCUAUUGCAAGGUCAUUAUAAGUUUAUAUUGUUGUCCAGAUUUACGAUGUCCUCACGCUGUGUUUUCUGCAGCCUUAACCCUUUACCUGCGCUGUUGAUGCUUUAAAGCGUCACAAACAGUGCACUAAACUGCGCGGCACAUAAAUGUCACAAACAGUGCAAUAAAUCGAAAAACCGAUUUAGUAAAGCGUAUGCCCGAUUCAGUAAAUCGGGAGACCAAUAAUUAUAGUGAAGAGCAUUUUCAUGUGUACAUUGAACAUGCAGUUUUUACACGUGUUUUGACACAAAAUUAAUGAGACCAUACACCCGCUAGUACAAUCCAAACAAUUAUUUGAAGGAUGUUAUUAUCGGAAACCGAUUUUAUGGGUUCACAAAAAAAUUAGUGAUAUGCUUGUCUUAAUGAAAGGCAUUCUUUAGGACUACUUGCAGCUAAAGAAGGAGGAGGUGGUUCUCACCAGGCAGACGUUUCAUCAGAAAAACUCUGAGCUCGAGUGUUGUGGUGCAGAGCUUGAACACAAAUGAAUAGUUACGGACGUGUUGUAUAAGGUACAGUGAUGCUCUAAAUUGUAACCAAACAGCUCUCCCUCCUACCUUUCGUGGAGAUGAAAGGGCACGUCAGCUGUAUUACAUGAACGUACCUCUUAUAAAUGUACAUUCCCUUGAAUCCCUACCAAGUUGUACAGGGAAUACUCUUUCAACAUACAUCACUUGCGAAUACGAUGUCAUCCUGGGAGACGGAGAAACUGUUCCUUUUCCUCCUGAUUUGAACAAUUCAAGUUACUUCGAAUAUUUCCUUGCUUGGAAGAGGGACUCUGAAUAUCCUUUCAUAGACUUUGAUCUCAGUGAAAUAACACCAGGGGUGUCUGCAAUUGAGCUUACUUUGUUGAACAGCCCUGCUAACAGAAUCAGCUUGCCAGACAUUGAAUUAUACUGGGUGAAAGGACCUUUGAGUGCUUCAGAAAUUGAGUCAAGUAUUAUAAGUACAAUUCUUGACAACCAAGACCUUGCACAAACUGACAACCAAGUCAGAACUAUUACUAUUAGACUUGAAACAAUGCAAACUGGCUUCAACCUCAGAAUCAGAUUUCAAUUUAAAGACUUUCACAACUUUGAUUGGGUGUUUGUUAGUGAAGUACGAUUUUGUACAGAUCCUCAACCAACCUUCCAACCCAAAGUGAUAUUUCAUUCACCAAAACCCGAUAAUGUUAUUGUUCAUCCCAGUGCAGAUGACCUGAGCAGAGGAUCAAAAGAGUUACGGUGUACUAUUUCUAGCGAAGGAAUGUACACAUGGCAGUGGAAAAGAAAUGGCUCUGUUAUUACAAGUGAUGGAGACUAUAAGAUCACCACUGGAGACGGAAGUAGAACAACCAAGCUAACUAUUAACAAUUUGAAUUUCAGUGAUACUGGUGAAUACAAAUGUACAGCAACAAUUGUAGAUUUUUCAGAAACGAAACACAGCGCUUCAAAACAGCAUGUUGUUACUUUUCCUGAAUAUGUCACCACUAUUCCAGAUGUCAAAGAAUAUCAACAAGCCGAAAAAGUUACCCUGACCUGUGAACUCCAUGGCUACAUUCAGUCACCAUUCACUCCUCUUGUGUGGCUUGAUAUAGGUGGCAGUCAAAUAACUAUGUCAACAAAAUACAGUAUCACUUCUAAUGACGGACUGAGAACAAAAAUAUAUAAGAACGGCACAGCUACUCCUAGUGUGAUAUUGAACCUCACAAUUCAAGAUAUCUCAGCAGCAGAUACAGGGGAAUACACAUGUCAGGGUGCAAGAACAAAUAGUGUUACUCAACUAACAAUAUUAGAGAGGAAUGCUCCUCUAAGCACAUCACUCCAUCCAUCACCUACCACUGUAUCAUCGAUCACUUUGACAACACUAACGCCAACCAUAAUGUCCUUCUUUUCCACAACCUCUCUCAGUCCUACGUCAAUGACUAAUGGGUUUUCGAACAUUUUCAACGGGCAAAGUCAACUUAUUGCAAUACCGAUUGUCACCAGCAUUGUUAUGGCCUUACUACUUGUGCUCUUAAUGCUAGUUAUUUGUUAUCUGUGGCAAAAGGUGAAGAAGCUAUCAGCAGCAUUAACUGCAAUGCAACAGGGAGUACUGAUCUCCAAUACUGACACAAACCUAGCGUAUCAAUCAGAAAUCAGCUCUAAUGAUGAUUACGAAGUUAUCCAAGAAGAGAGAGCAGCAACACUCACUAGAAAUCGAUCGUACCCUCAUCUUCACUCAUGGAUCACUGAUCCACCACAAAGAGGCUUACUUGAAACAAAUGCUAUGGCUGAAGAUAUUGAAUUAGCGGUGAUUGAGACAACUUAUCUAACACCAUUGAGUUCUAGAAAUCCACUCGCAAAUGAAGAGAUGGACAGUGAAAGCUAUGACGAUGUAAUUCUUCCCCUGAAAACAGACACGAGUGAUGGUCAGUCACUCAGAAGCUCAAUGACGGUGAGUGUUGAUGAAGAGCUAGUAGUUGAAGUGACUAUGGUUUAAAACUUGAGAAAACCAUAAUUUGACAUUUAUAUGCUGCAUUUCUUAUUAUUGUUUGACAAUUAUAAUAAUAGCCGUUUAAAAUAGCAAAUUAGACACAGUUUAGUUUAAAUUUGUUGCGUGCAUUCAUAUAUGUAUCAAUGACAUGUACAUAAACUCUUAUAGCCUCGAUUCCAGGCUGCCAUCGUCCCUGCGGUUUGGAAUCGAGGUUAAUGAGCUCGCAAUUGGAGAGUAAUUAUAUGUUUAAAGCUCUACGUGCAAGCAGCAUUGUGUCUAUAUACUUCUUUAAUCUUGGUUUUGUAUAUAUUACUUAUUUUAUUAUGCUAUGGUGA